AUAACAGAAGCAUUGAAUACAAUGAUUAGUUCACAUCAGGUGUUUUGUUUCUAUUGUUUUAUUAUUAGUGUAAAUUGUCUGAGGAAGCCCACAUAUCCUGGAUCCUUGACAGACCUCCAUAGGUUCAGAAAAACCGCCCAUGGCCAUGAUGGCUCUAGUAGGAUUGUUAUGGUAAGAAAGACUGAUCAAAGGACGUUUGCUUCCAUACAAGACGGACAGGAACCUAAAUUGGAGACUAUCACGCGAGAGACAAUCGAAACUUUCAGGGGAGAAAGGACUGAAUGCAAAAUCACAACUGAAAAGAAAGAUACGGAAGAAAAGUGCCCUCCAGACAUAAUAGAAGCUUUGACCGAUAAAGUUUUAAGGUCAAACACAAAACCUAGCGUAAAGAAAAAGAAUUCCAAAAUGGACUUCCAGCAAGAGUGCCUUCAAGCUCACAAUGCAUAUAGACUUAAGCACGGCGUCCCUCCAUUAAAGCUCAAUAAGGAAAUGUAUAGAGUUAGCCAAGACUGGGCUAAUAAUUUGAUAAAAAAGAGUGUCUUAAAACAUAGCAAUAACAGAGACUACGGAGAAAACUUAUUUUGUAUCCAAUCAUCUAAUCCUAAUUUUACCGUUAAUGGAAGUAAAGCUGUGGAAAAUUGGUAUGAAGAGAUCAAGUGUCAUACAUUUGGGGUUGAACCGAAUAGUUUAGCAUCAGGACACUUCACACAGGUGGUGUGGAAAGAAUCUAGGGAACUGGGGGUGGCAUUCGCCAAAUCUGGUGGAAAGAUCAUUGUAGUGGCUAACUAUGCACCGGCUGGAAACGUAAUAGGCCACUUUGCAGAAAAUGUUCCACCUGUAGGAGGUUUCAGAAGUAAUAACAAUCACAUAGAUCUAUCAGAAAGCGUUGGUAAAUUGUCAAUUGGUUCAACAAGGUCUUUCACACAAAAGGUAAAUCAGAAUCCCACAGAAGGCAACUUCGAAGAGGAUUUUCUUGAAGCGCACAACAACUAUAGAAAACGCCACGGAGUGCCACUUCUUAAACUAGACAAAAAACUUUGUAAAUAUAGCCAAGAAUGGGCAGCCUAUCUAGCUCAACGAAACAUACUCGAACACAGACCUGGCAGUAACUAUGGAGAAAACAUUUACUGCAUUUAUUCUUCCGAUCUGAACUUUACUGUCAAUGGGCAUACCCCAGUAGAUACUUGGUACGAAGAAGUUUCAGAGCAUCCGUUUGGAAGAGAACCUAGUAACUUGAAAUCAGGACAUUUUUCCCAAGUAAUCUGGAAGUCUAGUGAAUUUUUAGGAGUUGGUGUCGCCAAAAACUCACAAGGUAGCAUCUAUGUUGUUGCCAACUACUCUCCGGCCGGAAACUUUGUAGGCCACUACGUAGAGAAUGUUCCUCCCGUAAAGCCUACUUGGUUUUCAGAAAGUAAAGCCCUAUCGUCGUCGAAAAAGGAAACCAGUCCGGGAACCUCGUUAAGAUCUCUUGGUUCUCCUUCUGGCUCGUCUACUCAAGGAAGUUUUACCGAUUUCGUACUUGAAGCUCUUAAAGUUCAUAACGAGUAUAGAAGACGGCACGGGACGCAGGAUUUGGUAUUAAAUGAAGAGAUGUGCAGACAUGCUCAAGAAUGGGCUGAUACUUGCGCGAGAACUGCCAGUUUACAACAUAGAGCCAACUCUCAAUAUGGAGAAAACAUUUUCUCUGUAUAUUCUUCAGAUUACAGCCACACACCAAGUGCCAGAGACGCAGUAAAGGAAUGGUACGAUGAAGUCAAACGCCACACCUUUGGAGUCGAGAAAGUUAACCAGGGAUCUUUACACUUUACUCAAGUCAUAUGGAAGGAUAGUAAGGAGUUAGGAAUAGGUAUGGCAAAGAACAAAAGAGGGCAGACAUACGUCGUGGCCAACUAUUCUCCAAGAGGAAAUUACAUUGGACAGUUUGUAGAAAACGUACCCAGACCGAGGUCUUGACGUACAAAAAGUCCGAAAAAAGUACAUUUUACUCUAUAAUAUCACAUAUAUUUUCUAUUACUAUUAUAUAGAUGCCAAAGAGUAUGUUUAGUUUAGUUGGGUUCUCGAUCCCGGUAUUUUUUAUUUGUUUGAUUUAUUUUUUACAAUUGUUUGUAUAAAAAUAUAUUUUUAGU
Molecule: messenger RNA, 2126 nt
Organism: Diabrotica balteata
Lineage: Eukaryota; Metazoa; Arthropoda; Insecta; Coleoptera; Chrysomelidae
Source: the annotation of a GenBank genome assembly